This is a messenger RNA of Mytilus californianus (California mussel), 7857 nucleotides long. RefSeq names its product unconventional myosin-Id-like. Gene Ontology annotation, molecular function: microfilament motor activity; actin filament binding; ATP binding. Gene Ontology annotation, cellular component: plasma membrane; vesicle; microvillus. The transcript has 24 exons. Gene Ontology annotation, biological process: actin filament organization; vesicle transport along actin filament. NCBI's taxonomy places the organism in Eukaryota, Metazoa, Mollusca, Bivalvia, Mytilida, Mytilidae. The record is from RefSeq and is a predicted model, not a curated record. Bases 67 to 3141 code for a protein of 1024 amino acids.
CGCAUCUGAUGAGUCUUGAACCGUGAUAAACAAUGUAAAACCGGUAAAAAGUGAUAUUCAAUAGUUAUGGCUGGUAGCAUUCAUGAAGGGCCAGAAUUUGGCAUUGGAGACUUUGUUCUUCUUCAUGAUGUCACGCUCGAGGCCUUCAUGGAUAAUUUAAAACUCAGAUAUGAGAAGAACAGAUUAUAUACAUACAUUGGAGAGGUGGUUGUGUCUGUCAAUCCUUACAAACCUGUGGAUAUAUACAACAAGAACUAUGUUGAUGAGUACAAAGGAAGGGAAAUUUACGAGAGGCCACCACAUAUAUUUGCUCUCGCUGACAGUGCAUAUAAAACGAUGAAAAGAAAAAGUAGAGAUACAUGUAUUGUAAUAUCAGGUGAAAGUGGUUCAGGUAAAACAGAAGCAUCCAAGAUAAUAAUGAGAUAUAUAGCUGCUGUGACCAAUGUUGGUGGCCAGAAAGAAGUUGAAAGGAUAAAUGUAUCAAAAGAAAUUGAGAGGGUGAAAGAUGUUCUGAUCAAGUCAAAUGUGAUAUUGGAAGCAUUUGGAAAUGCCAGAACUAACAGGAAUGAUAACUCCAGUCGUUUUGGGAAGUAUAUGGACAUAAAUUUUGAUUUUAAAGGUGAUCCUGUUGGUGGACAUAUUAAUAAUUAUCUACUAGAAAAGUCAAGGGUUGUACAUCAACAGACUGGAGAGAGAAAUUUUCACUCGUUUUAUCAGCUUAUAUUUGGUGCCAAUGACCAGAAGUUAUCAGAACUGAAAUUAACAAGAGAUCCAAAAAAAUAUUUCUACAUAAACCAAGGUGGUGAACCAAAGUGUGCUACAAUAAAUGACAGGGAAGAUUAUAGAUCUGUAAUGAAUGCCAUGAAGACUAUGGGUUUUGGAUUUGAUCAGGCUGAAGCUUUGUGGAAAAUCUUAUCUGCUGUGUUAAAUCUUGGAAAUACUAGUUAUGAGGCUGUAGAUGAUCAUGACAUGGCUGGAAUUAGUGACAAAAAAUUGCUUAGUAAUAUUGCUCAUCUGUUAUCUGUGACACCAGAUGAAUUACAGAAGGCACUUUGUUCUCGUGUAAUAGCCGCUGGAGGACAGGUUGUAGAGAAAGGUUUAACCGUAUCAGAAGCUAUGUAUGCCAGAGAUGCUUAUGCCAAGGCAACCUAUGAUAGAAUGUUUACAUGGAUUGUACAGAGAAUAAAUGAAGCCAUAGAUCCAAAAGCCAGUGGAAUGAGACUUGUGGGUAAAAACACAGUUAUUGGAGUAUUAGACAUCUAUGGAUUUGAAAUUUUUGACAAUAACAGCUUUGAACAAUUCUGCAUCAACUACUGCAAUGAGAAAUUACAACAAUUGUUUAUAGAACUUGUUCUAAAACAAGAACAAGAGGAGUAUAUGAGAGAAGGGAUCAAAUGGGUUCAUAUAGAAUACUUCAACAACAAAAUCAUCUGUGAUUUAGUAGAACAAGCACAUAAAGGAGUACUGGCAAUACUGGAUGAGGCUUGUCUCAGUGUAGGGAAAGUCACUGAUGAGAUGUUUUUGACAGCCAUGUCACAGAAACUUGCCAAACACGAACAUUUUACAUGUAGAGCUCUCCAGCCAGCUGACAAGACAUUGGAACACAAGAGAGAUUUCAGAAUUAAACAUUAUGCUGGUGAUGUCGUGUACUCAGUAGAAAGUUUUAUAGAUAAGAAUAAAGAUACUUUGUUCCAGGAUUGGAAACGACUUCUGUAUAAUAGCAAAGAACAGGUUCUAAAAGAAAUGUUCCCAGAAGGUAAACAGCACAUCACUGAGACCACUAAGAGACCAAUAACAGCAGGAACAAGCUUCAAAAAUUCUAUCAUAGCAUUAGUAGAUAUUUUAGCUUGUAAGGAACCACAUUAUGUGAGAUGUGUAAAACCAAAUGACCUUAAAUCACCGAGCGUCUUUGAUCAGCAGCGUGUCAAACAUCAAGUUCUUUACCUAGGAUUAUUAGAAAAUGUUCGUGUCAGACGAGCUGGUUUUGCCUACAGAGCUCCUUACUCUAGAUUUUUGCAAAGAUAUAAGUGCCUGACAAGUCAUACAUGGCCAACAUUCCGCGGAAAUGAAAUAGAUGGAGUUAAAACCAUUAUCAGAACAUUGAAUUAUGAAAAUGAUGUAGCUUAUGGAAAAUCCAAAGUUUUCAUUAGAUCACCACAGACCCUGUUUCAGUUAGAAGAGGCCAGAGACAAGAUGUUGCCAGGGAUUAUAGUUUUCUUACAAAAGAUGUGGAGAGGAGGUCUUGCCAGACGGAAAGCCAAAUUUAUGAAAGCUAUUUAUUUCAUCAUGAAUAAGUUUAGGAAGUACAAAUUGAGACAGUACAUUUUGAAUUUAGUUGAAAAGUUCAGAAAUGUGAAGAGAAUGAAGGAUUAUGGGAAGAGUGUUGUGUGGCCAAACCCACCAAGUGUGCUAGAAGGAAUGGUCAAAAUGUUACAAGUAGUUCAUCACAGAUGGCGAGCAAACAUGAUCCUUAAAGGUCAUCCAAAGUCAGAGUGGCCAGAAUUACGGUUAAAGACAGUGGCACAAGAUUUAUUGAAAGGUCAGAGGCCAGAGUGGGGUUACAGAAGAAAAUGGGAAGGCAAUUACCUCGCCCAAGAAUCAGCUGAGGUAAAGAGUAAAGAUAACAGUAAUACCAUGGAUUUUGUUGUCAAAAUGAACCAUUUAAAGACGCAAGAUAAAUUUACCAAAAUAAUCUUCUCCUGUAUGGUUAAAAAGAUUAAUAAGCACAGUAAGCCAGCUGAUAGAUCCAUUGCUGUCACAGACAAAUUCAUUUACAAGUUGGAUCCAAAGAAGAAAUUCAAACCCAUGAGGAAAGGAAUACCAGUAUCUGAGGUAACAGGUCUGAGUGUUUCACCUGGUAAAGAUCAGUUAGUAGCCAUACAUCUCUCAUCAGAGAAUGAUCUGGUAGUCUGUCUUCAGAAUCCUAGCAAGGAGGAGAGAGUUGGAGAAUUUAUAGGUACCCUAGGCAGACAGUGGCAAUUAUUUAGCAAAGAAUUGAAGGUUCAGACAUUAAAACCAAUACCUUGUAUGCUGGGUGGGAAGAGACGAACAAUUAGUGUACGUCCCACAGCUAACAAUGGUGGUCCAACAUUCCAGAAAGAUGGCGUAGACAUUGCUUUAUUGUGGCCAGAAUCUGGAUGAACACUGUAGAAAUCAGAUUUUAUUUUGUUGUACUGAAUGUUCCUAUUGCUAUGCAUAGUGGUGCAAAGAAUAAGAAUAUGUAUUCUCAAUCAUUAUAAAGUGGGUACAUUUAGUAGAGAUAUAUAAUUCAAAAAUUGCUUCAGUAAAGUUUAGUUUGAAAAAAUCAAUUAAAAAGCAACUUUUAGUCUUAAAUAUAUGCUUAUGAAAGUUUUCAGGUACAAGGUCAAGAAAAUAAAUAUUACAUACAUUUUUUUUUUGUCAUUUUAAUUUUAAUUUUAUGUUUAUGUAUUUUUCUGGAAGGCCAAAGUUAAUACAUUGGAAUUAUUCUUAUUUUCAUGUACAAUACAGAGCAGAUGGUAGAGGAUAAUUCUAAACAUUUUAAGAAGUAGAGUUUAUAUAUGUAUAUAUCCACAUAAAUCAUAAUUAAACCAUUAACAUAUGUGUUCAAACUAAGUGUAGAUCUGAUUUAUGUUUUGGAAUUGCUCUCUGCCAGAACCAUAUACGUAGUUAAAUUUUGAAAAAAACAUAUUUUACAAAAACAUUUUUUCAGCAGCAAUCUGCUGGAGGGCUGAAAGUCAUAGAUAAUAAGUUAUUAUUUUUUUUUCAUGGAAUGUUUUAACUCAAUAUAGAUACAUCUAUUAUGAAAGUAGACAUUAUCAAUACAGUCUGUAUUUUUUAUAGACAUAGAAACUGUAAUCUUGGUAACAAAGAUCUUACCCUAACAUCAUAGCAGGUUAUUCAUUAUUGCAAUUAUAUGCAUGUAAUCUAACAUAAAGGAAUCAGUUGAAAACUUGAAAAAGUAUAGCAACUUUGAGAUCAUUCCAGAACACAAAAAGUCAAAUGUAUUUUUAUGAAUGUGAUAUUGUUGAUAUUGAAACAUAUGUUGCCUAUCAUUAUAUUUUUGUAUUUUAUUAUAAAUUCUAUUUUAUUUGUGCCUUUACGUCAAAGUGCUUUAUCUUAUUCUAAUAAAAAAUGUAAAGUUCAUUGUUUCAAGCAGUCUCAGACUUACAAUAUCAAGAAUUAUCAGUCGUAAAUAUGUUUUUUGUUAUUCGUACAAGUGAUUAUAAAAGCAAGUUUUCAUUUUGUAGCCAUAUAUUUUGAAGGAGUUUAAACAGUGUCCUAUCAAUGAUUAUUAGCUUCCAUUUGACUUUGAUGAUUCUUUUGAUUUGUUGUUCCAGAGUUAUUGGACUUUAUCAGAUUAUAAAAAAUGGUCGAUGUGCUGUACAUAAGGUCUAGCUUUCUUACAAUUUAUCUAAUCACAUUUAAAUGCAAUAAUACAGCUAAUAAAAAAAACUGUUAAAUUUGGUACAAUUUUUCAGUAGAUUAUUCUUGAAAAAAAACAACACUUUAGUGGUUGAAAAAUGAGGGACAGCAUAUCAUGGUCAUGUGGCAAAGCAUUUUUUUUUUUUUUAUUUAGAAAAGUUCCCCUUAUAGAAUAGAUAAUUUUGAGAGAAAAUUAUAUAGUUUGCAAGCUUUGUACAGGCAGCAUUAAAGUGGUAAAGUUUUUUUUGUUAUUGUUGAAAAACUAGUCAAUGUGAAGAUUCUGAUCAAAAGUCAUUAUAUAUCUUUGCAAGUAUCAACAGGCCUGUUUAUGAAAGAAAAUGGGUAAUGACAUCGAGAGCCUAUUAGCUUGGUGAUUUUCUUACAGAUUUCACAACAUUUUUAGGCCUCAUUCCCAAACAUUAAGAUUUUUCUUAAUGUUUAGAGUCUGAUGUAUUUUAAAGGCAAUACAAUUGAUGUCAUACUGUUUCCAUUGUGAAGUAUAAUCGUCUUUGUAUUAAAUAAGCAAUAUUUAUUCACAAACUGCUGCCAUAUGAACAAACUUUUAUGAAUACCUAAUGAUUUUUUAGAUGAAUAUGAAGCUUACCUUAUGCAGACUAAAAAACUUCCUAAUAUAAUAUCAGAUUUAUCUUAUUUAUAACUUGUGUUCGAACAUUUCAGAAAGUUGUAAUGUAAAAACAUUCAUUUAUUGCAUUAAAAAUGUUUUGAUUGACCACAUUGAACCUUUCAAACUUAUUUUCAAGGACUGAAAAGAUUAUUUUUAAGAAAAUAUCAUUUGAUAUAAUUUACUUAAGUGCUAGUCAUUUAAUUAAAUCAAAUGGUCACAUGUUAUUUAAGACAGAGAUCAGGAACAUUUUUUUAAUAUAUGUACAUAUAUUCUGUUAUUUUAUUAACUUGUUGAUAUUUGUUUUGUUAACAUCUGUGUGUCAAAUGUAUUUAUGUAGCAAACUACUAAAAGAUUUAAUAUGAUAGGACCUGAUAUUAAUACUUUUGUUUCUGUAGCUUCUAAUCAUUAUGUGAACACUUUCACAGAACACUAAUAUUUUUAUUGAUAGACCAACAGUGGGGUGUGAUUAUAUAUGUUUAUUUAUUCACUCUUUAUUUGUCCAUACUUCUCAGAGGGGGCUUAGAAACCAAUGACAAACAUUUCAUACUUUUCAGAGAGGGCAAUGAAACUAGAACCAAUGAAAAAAGGUUAUCCAUCUUCAUGGUGGCAUUAAACCAAAAAUUUUAAUACCAACUUUUAAUAAAAAGCCACUUAUACCUAUUCACCUCAUUAGUUCUAUUGUAAUAAAGAAGGUUUUGUGUGCCAUCAUUUUGUCCAUAUAACUUUAUUACUAGCCUUACAGUUUAUUAAUUUUUAUUUUAUUUUUUUUUUUUUUCCAUCCUUAUUGCUUAUGUGUCACACCUUACAUUUUAUCAUCUUUUUCUUUAGAUAUUAAUUUUCCAUUAUUACAUAUUACUUAAGUGCCACAUCUCAAAAACUGGUUAUCAGUUUCUAAGGUGAAAAAGUAUCUUUCAGGUAUCAUUAUAUAUUGUGGUUAAUUAUACAUAUAUUUAUAUAUUAAAGUAUAUAGUUCACUUGUAUAAUCCUUGUAAUACUAACGUAUAUAGCAAUAUAGUAAAAUAUACUAAACAGCCAUCUUUGGAUGCUCCCUUAAUAUUUAAAGCCUGGUGAUAACACAUGUUUUAUUUGAAGAACUGUUUUUGUUUUGAAGAAUGAAUCAGAUAAAAACAAAAGGAAAAUAGAAAUUCUUUUGUUCUAGAGCCUCCCGUGUAUUCAGGUUUUAUACUUCCUUGUCUUAAGAAUUUUAGGGUUUGAGUGUUACUGAUAAAGUUAAAUUAAGAAAAGCACUUUCUAAGCACCGAAGUAAUAAAGUGUUUUUUUUCAUCAUUUUCAUUAACUAAAGGAUGAUUUCUUUGAGAAUCCUGGACUUAAGCAGAAAGAGUCAAUAAUACAUUGUACCAGUGAGAAUAAAAAAAGAAGUUUAUUUGAUAGCAGGACAAAUUAAUACUAUUUUAAUGAAACAAAUUGACCUUUUAUAGAUAAAAAAAAAUGUCUUCAUUCAGAAGAAGCUUAGUUUUUUUCAUAUUCAUACCGGAUAAUAUAAGUUUUGCAUAUAAUAUAAUUUCAUGGUUUUUUUUUUCAUCAAAUACAUAUUUAAGUACAUUCUAAAGAACUUCCUUACAUGCAUCAUGAAAUUGAGUUGUAUAAUGAAAAAAGCAGGUUAUAAAGUUCGUGCUUCAGAAUGACUUUCAUAAGGAGUGCUCAAACCUACACAUCUGAAAGCCAGGGAUGUAUAAAUACUUAGAAACAUGAGGAUCUUUAUGAUCAUAAGGGACCUAAAAGAAAACAGUGACUUCUAUUUCAACUAUGAUAAAUUCAUUUUUAAUUUGUGCUAAUUACUUAUAUAAAUUUUUUUUUUUUACUUAAGAGUUUAUUUGAAUUAUAUAUUUGUCAAUUGUGAUAAUUUCUGCUCAUUUACAGAUAGAAAUCCACAGGUUUACACCCAUUUUUAAAUGUCUCCACCAUUAACACUCUUAUCUUUCCUACAUAGUAAUAAAGUAGAAUAUAUCAUCACCCUUUGAGAAGAUUAUGACGGUGACUGGUUAUUAUCUACAUGUGUUGAUAACAGUUCUUUGUGAUUUUUAUACUAUUUGAUAUAUAUUGAUGGUUAUGGGGAAUAUUUGGUGCAUAGAUAUUUUCAUUCAUGACAAUUAAUAGGGAAGGUUAAGAAAUAUUUUUAUUGAAGUUAUUUUUAAAUGUAAAAUAAGAUAUUGUGUAAUUUAUCUCUUCAUGACAUGGUUAAAAGGCUUAAUUCUUGGAAAAAAAUGCUGUUAAAAAUAUGAAGUUUUUAGUUAGAUUGUUUCUGCUGUCAAAAAGUUGCUUGCUUGCUGGUAUUUAUAUUGUAGCACAAUUAUCUUAAAUAAUAUGACAAAUCUUCUGAUUAUACCUGGUAUAUAGAUUGCUGAACCAAGUUUUGUUGUUAUUCCUUUUUGAAUGUAGAUCAUAUAGUUCUAACUUUUACCCAGUUUUCCUAGUCAAAGGACUUGACUAAGUAACAAUCACCAAAUUAUUAAUCUGAAAGUAUGGUUUAUUUUUUAUUGGUUUAUUGUAACAUAUUGUCAGAUCAAAUAGUUAAUCCAUUAAUUUUGAAGUAAUAUUGAUAUGAAUUGUCUCCCUUUAAGUUAUUAUAAUGAAGCAGUAAAUGAUUUGCAUGGGGUAAUUUUAUCCAGGUUUUAGAUCUGAUUAUCUUCCUGAUAGUACAAUUUCUUUUUGAGGCAUGGGAUGUUUUUUUUUAUGCUAGGAGUUAUGGUUUAUGCUUUCUUUACAUAAUUAUAUUUUAUUGUUUUUUGUAAGAUUAUAUGGUAUAUAUUUAUAUGUAUAUAUUAUUAUACAUAUUUGAAAUGGCUAUGAAUAAACUAUUUCAUACA